AGCGUUGAACACUGAAACCUUGCUGCACCGCCUCAACUUGAUCGACCUGAAUGUGUGGACUUCGCCGUUGAUGUUCAAUUGAAGAGUUGAACUCGGGAGGCUUCUUCACGCUAGCCUUUGGUGCCACUUGCACAUCGUUGGAUCAUUGCGCCGAAUGUUUUAGGCGCUACGGCUGACAUCCGUGGAUCAGCAAUAGGGCAGCAGCUGCCUCGGCUGGGGCUGAGUGACUGAAGCGUCUUAGACUGUCACCUGCUUUGCUUGCACGGGACUAACCAGGUUUAACCUGUCCUCCCGAGCAGCCAAGGUCUUGGGCAACUCUACCCUCGCCCUCGAUAUUCAGCAACACGUCUCGCUGUUCUUCGCUGCAGAUCCGCUCUGUUCCCGGGUCUACCGAAUCUGUGACGGCGAAAAAAAAGACCUCAGGAAUUCACAGACUCACUCCAGAUGAGUCUGUCUCUUUCUCGCUUCGGACUUGGACGGGAAACUUCAAUAUCCUGAUGAUCCGGCCGAGCCUCUCCAUCCAGGCAUCAUGGCUGGUGGCAGCUCGGACCGGCGCAGCACGAGCGUUGACAUGCUGCGUUCCGAGCUGGACAAUAUCCAAGAAGCAGAAAUCCUGGUACCACCCAGACCGAGCGUCACAGGCGAGUCAAUGCCACUUGAGAGCGAGACAGCAGAGACUCGAGCAGCCGACGCGGAGAGGUCAGCUUCAGCAGCACGAAGGUCAAACAGCAGCACGCGGAGGAGCGAGUCCGGGGCACAUGUGAGGUUCUCACAAGAUGCAGGCCGUCGUCAUGGCCACCCGUCUUCCCAUCUGCGGCUUGACACGGACCUUUAUCCCAUCCAGAGCAGAGUUGAAGACACCGAGGCCGCAAGGCGAUGGCGUGAGAGUCGGGACGGACCCUCCCCGUCGGUCAGAGCACCACCAGCCCUGGACGGUGCAGAUGAAGACGGAGAGACAGCUCAAGGCAGAGGCAGGCCUGUCGCCCAGCCCGUGGCCAGCCCCGGACUUGCAACUCGCUACCGGCGCUUGCGGCUCAGGGGGCUUGGCGGGGAGGUAAAGAACGUUGCCAGCGCUGCGGAAGCCAGCGCGACCGUCUCCCGUGCAAAGGACUGGGUGGCACGACAGAGGGCCCGCACGAGGCGUCUCAAAAGGUCACCUACGGGCCGCUUCAAAGCGAGGCUUGCGGCCCUGUACAAGAAAUGGAUCUACGAAGGGCUUCUGCGCCAGAGGCCUUUGCCCCCGAGCGCUGACGGGAGACAUGUUCCUCUGAAUCCUGUUCAGGCCCGCCAAAAGAGCCUCGUGGAUGAACGCACGGGCAAGCCGUACAUUUCGAAUUUCAUCAGGUCCAGCAGAUACACACUGUGGUCAUUUCUUCCGAAGCAAUUGUUUUUCCAAUUCAGUAAGCUGGCCAAUGCAUAUUUUUUGACCAUUGGCAUUCUUCAAAUGAUACCCGGUCUCAGCACCACUGGGACCUAUACGACUAUCGGUCCGUUGCUUGCCUUUGUUGCACUGAGUAUGGCCAAGGAAGGCUGGGAUGACUAUAGGAGGUACAAGCUGGACAAGCUCGAGAAUAGGACCGAGGUGUGGGUGUUGGACCCUUCCAGGAGCCUGUUGAGUGAGAAACAGUAUGGCAAGCUGCGAGAGAAAUUCCGGAGGCGCCGUGAGGAUGUGGAAGAUGAGAUGCAGGAGCUGGACCGGGUAGAGCAGCGGGAAGAUGAAAGCCCACCGUGGUCUGAAGACGAAGACGUUCACUGGUCAAAAGUGCAAUGGGAGGAAGUCCGCGUUGGCGACAUCAUCAGGCUGCGGAGAGAUGAGAAUAUCCCGGCUGAUAUGGUCCUCCUUCAUGCCACUGGGCCAAACGGCAUUGCUUACAUCGAGACAAUGGCGCUCGAUGGCGAAACGAACCUCAAGAGCAAGCAAGCCUGCCCUCUCUUCACGAAGCAUUGUGGGUCACUUUCGGCCCUGAGCGGAGUGCAGGCGAAGGUGGUCUCAGAGGAUCCUAAUCUUGACCUGUACAACUACGAAGGCAAGGCGGUUGUCAAUGAUGAGGUCACGCCUCUUACCCUGAACCAGGUGGUAUACAGGGGCUCGACGCUGAGGAACACGAGCGAAGCCAUCGGUGUUGUGAUCAAUACUGGGGAAGAAUGCAAGAUUCGGAUGAAUGCGAGCAAGGACGUGCACGCCAAAGCCCCGGCCAUGCAGUUCAGGGUCAACAAGAUUGUCAUUCUGUUGGUUUUCGUUGUCAUCAUGCUCUCUGUCGGCUGCUCCAUUGGCAAUAUCAUCUGGGUGGAUGACUACGAGAGGCAUGCAUGGUACUUGGAUGAGGCAUCGGUGCCCUUUGGCCAGAUCUUCAUCGCCUUCGUCAUCGCCUUCAACACUCUGAUCCCACUGAGUCUCUACGUCUCGCUGGAAAUCGUCAAAAUCGGCCAGGUCAUGCUGCUAAGAGACAUCGAUAUGUAUGAUCCCGUCUCAAACACGCCAAUGGUUGCGAAUACCACGACAAUACUCGAGGAUCUCGGUCAGGUCAGCUAUGUCUUCUCGGACAAGACAGGGACAUUGACAGAGAACGUCAUGAGGUUUCGAAAAAUGAGUGUGGCCGGCACCGCGUGGCUGCACGAUGCGGAUCUUCGACGUGAGGCUGAGGCGAGAGCGAAAAGACAGGCACACAUCGAGAUGUCAGGGGCUAAGUCCGGCAAGGGAAAAGGGCAUGACAGCUCAAGGCCUUCCAUGCACACGAUGAGGUCGCAGUUUGCCGAAGACCAGCUUCUAGAGGAGCACGAGGCAAGCAUUGGACCCAUCCGGAGGUCGAAUUCGAUCUUGACAUCUACAGCGCGACCCAGUGAGGCCGGGCAAUUGAGGACAGAGGAUCUGAUUCACUACCUGAGGCGAAAACCCAACUCCCCAUUUUCGAAGAAGGCUCGGCAGUUCAUAUUAUGCAUUGCCCUAUGUCACACCUGCUUACCGGAAAAGAAAGCCGAUGGGAAGAUCGAAUUCCAAGCUGCUUCGCCUGACGAACUCGCGCUUGUGGAAGCAGCGCAAGAUCUCGGGUAUCUGCUUAUUGACCGCUCCUCGCAGACUAUUGAGCUUGAGAUUAGAGACGAGAAUGGUUCUUCCGCAAGUGAGACAUACGAAAUUAUGGAUGUGAUCGAGUUCAGCUCAGCGCGCAAGCGGAUGUCGAUUAUAAUUCGCAAUCCAGACGGUCGGAUAUGCGUCUUCGUUAAGGGUGCUGACAAUGUCAUAUUGCCCCGGCUUGAGCAGAGCAGGUUGGCAAUGGAGACUGCCUCCGUUGUCGACCGCAGAGCUAGUCUUCGCAGGAGCAUGGAGCAGGAGAAGGCUUUACGAAAGAUGAGCAUGCACAGCGCGAGGAACAGCACGUCCGUCGCUCGGGUGAGCAGUAGUUUCGCGGGCAGAGGAGGCAUUCUUGGGAGAAUGAGUUUCACGAAGCGAUCUGCCAGCAUGCAGAGGAGGCGAUCGAGCGCCGUCGUCGAUGAGGUUGAUUCGUGGAUCACUAAUCGCGAAAGGGACACCUCGGGGGUUGGCGAGACGUAUGCCUCUCAGCAGACGGACGCGGCACGGGGGCGAUCGAUCGAGCUGCUGCAGUCCCCAGACGUGAUGGAUGACGUCUUCGACGGCAUGAUCGAUGAGAGCAUUGCCGUGAGCGACCACGAGAUCUUUGAGCGCUGCUUCCAGCAUCUGGACGACUUUGCUUCGGAGGGUCUGCGUACCCUGCUGUAUGCCUUUCGCUAUGUGCCUGAGGAGGACUACGCCCAGUGGAAGUCUUUGUAUCACGAGGCCACUACAAGUCUUGUCGACCGCCAGGAACGCAUUGAAGCUGCGGCCGAAAUCAUCGAGCAGGGCUUUGAGCUCGCCGGGGCUACUGCCAUCGAAGACAAGUUGCAGCAGGGCGUCCCCGAGACAAUCGACAAGCUCCGUCGUGCGAACAUCAAAGUCUGGAUGCUCACGGGUGACAAGAGGGAAACGGCAAUAAACAUUGCCCAUUCUGCGAGGAUCUGCAAACCAUUUUCCGAGAUCUACAUUCUCGAUGUCACCGAAGGCAACCUUCAAGACAAGAUCGCUGCCACGCUCGUCGAGGUCGGACGUGGGAUGAUAAUGCACCCCGUCGUCGUGAUCGAUGGACAUACUCUGAGCGUGGUCGAAGACGAUGAGUCGCUCAAAGUGUUGUUCUUUGACCUUGUGGCUCGUGUUGACUCGGUCAUCUGCUGCCGCGCCUCACCAGCGCAGAAGGCGACGCUCGUCAAGUGCAUUCGCACCCAAGUUCCCAAGUCCCUGACAUUGGCCAUAGGGGAUGGCGCGAAUGACAUAGCGAUGAUUCAGGCCUCCCACGUCGGAAUAGGCAUAUCGGGCCGCGAGGGACUCCAAGCUGCCCGUAUAUCGGACUACUCCAUCGCGCAGUUCAGAUUCCUCCAGAAGCUCCUGUUCGUGCAUGGGCGUUGGAACUACAUCAGAACGGGAAAGUACAUAUUGGGCACUUUCUGGAAAGAAAUUGUCUUCUACAUCGUUCAGGCUUUAUACCAGAGGUAUAACGGGUACACGGGAACAAGUCUCUACGAGUCUGCCUCUCUGGCUGUGUUCAACACCCUAUUCACCUCUCUGGCAGUCAUCCUUCUGGGCAUGUUCGAACAAGACAUCAAGGCUGAGACUCUUCUUGCGGUACCGGAGCUCUACUCGCUCGGGCAGAAGAACAAGGCAUUCAACUACUACUUGUACGUCGGCUGGAGCUCCGUGGCCGUGAUCGAAGCCGUGCUUAUUUAUUAUUCGAUAUGGGGCAUCUACAUGGCCAUAAACUUCAACGAGGACAACACACUCUUCGCCAUGGGCGACCUCGCUUUCACGGUGUGCGUUUUAUUCAUCAACGUCAAGCUGUUGAUCCUGGAACUGCACAACAAGACAAUUGUCACUUUUAUCGGCUUUAUCAUCAGCGUUGGCGGCUGGUUCGUCUGGAACCUGCUCCUCUCGGCCAUAUAUAACCCCCGGCCGGGGCCGUACAUUGUCCGCGAUGCGUUCAUCCACAACUUCGGAGCCAGGCCGACGUGGUGGCUGACGGCCAUCAUAUCGCUGUCCAUCGUCAUCGUGUUCGAGCUCUCGGUCAGCGCGGUACGCCGCAUCUUCUGGCCGCAGGACCAGGACCUGAUGCAGGAGGCCGAGAAGUACGCGGGGGUCCUGGACGUCAUGAGGGAGCACGCGGCCGAGACGGGGCAGGCCGGUGCCGCUGGCGCUGCCACCACCACCACCAGCGGGGAUGGAAAGCGGGCGAGCAGCCGGGACUCGUCGGUAGAUGGGCCCCGGCCUUCUCAGCAGCAGCGGCGGCAGAAUGAGUGGAAGGACCAGGGCGCCCAGCGCACCGCGAGGAGACGGAGCCGGAAGAUUAGUGGUGAUGUCUAUGGGCCGCCGGCAUUCAUGGCGACGCCCGAGGAGAGGGAUGUGGGUCCUCUAGAUGAUGUUGAGUCUGUUGUCGGGUCUUCUAGGCAUGAUGUGAAGGGGAAGCAGCCGACAGUCAGCACGAGUGCGUACCAGGCGGGCGGCUCGUAGGCUUGGGGGUGUUUGGCUUGAGGUCCAGGCAAGGGUGCAAUAUUUGUACAUACAUUGGGCGUGUUGGAAUAUGAUUGAUAAGUGGAUGAAUAAUGAUGCAUAAAAGACUGGAUGAAGAGAAAUUACACCUAUUUUACUUCUCGAUUCCGA
Molecule: messenger RNA, 5701 nt
Organism: Diaporthe batatas
Lineage: Eukaryota; Fungi; Ascomycota; Sordariomycetes; Diaporthales; Diaporthaceae
Exons: 2
Coding region: 530-5551 (1673 amino acids)
Biological process (GO): post-Golgi vesicle-mediated transport; endocytic recycling; phospholipid translocation
Cellular component (GO): plasma membrane
Molecular function (GO): ATPase-coupled intramembrane lipid carrier activity; ATP hydrolysis activity; magnesium ion binding
Source: RefSeq, a predicted model, not a curated record